AUGCGAGGUGCUGAGGUUCUGGAGAGGCCUCACAGAUCGGGGAGGGCGGACUUGACCACCAGCCUGCACCCUGUUCGCCCUCCCCUGGUCCUCUGGGAAGGGGAGAGACGAGACCUGGGGGAAGAACGGAAGGAGGAUGAUGGCCUCGCGGUGUCCAGGGCCUCCACAGGCCCGGCCCUGCCUGUCUACUCCAGACGUCUCCUCUCCCGCUCCUCCCCUCCCUGGAAAAUAGGGCCGGCAGACUGUUUUACCCGCACAAACCCGGUGAAAUCUGCUCUCUUUCCCCUUCCCAGGCACACAUUCUGGCAGUUCCGCCACGAGAACCCCAAGACGCGGGUUGGGGGCCCUCCCCCCGAGGGGCUGCCUGGCUUCAACAGCGGCGUGAUGCUGCUGAACCUGGAGGCCAUGCGCCAGUCCGCCCUCUACGGCCGCCUGCUGGAGCCGGCGCAGGUGCAGCAGCUGGCCGACAAGUACCGCUUCCGCGGCCACCUCGGGGACCAGGACUUCUUCACCAUGAUCGGCAUGGAGCACCCCGAGCUCUUCCACGUGCUGGACUGCACCUGGAACCGGCAGCUUUGCACCUGGUGGAGGGACCACGGCUACAGUGAUGUCUUUGAGGCUUACUUCCGGUGUGAGGGCCACGUCAAGAUCUACCAUGGGAACUGCAACACCCCCAUCCCGGACGCCUAGGUGCAUCCCCGUCUGCCGUGCCCUCGGGUCUCCGGGGGAGCCCAAGGGGCACCCCUGCUACCGGCCCCAGGCUGGCGUCCGAACCUCUGUGGGGAUGUGCUUCUGGACGAGGUGCUGCCGCUGUCCCACCCAGUGAGGACUGGCCUAUGCGUUGCUGGUGCUCGGGGCCCUUUCUCUCCGGGGGGCCGGGCAUCGUGGAGGGCCAACACAUAGACAUCUUCCAGGGGGCUCGGAAACAGGCGCGUAAAGAGGAGAAAGGAAAGACAAUGGCCCUUCGUGCCCUCAGCCCCCAAAACAAUGGAAAUCCUUUUAAGCACUGGCAUUUCUUAGACCAAAUAUAAAUUUAUUUUAAAUUGGCAAGCUUCCCUUUUGCCAGAAAGAACAAACAGUACUGCUAGGGCUCCUAGGGAGCGCUGAACGAGUGAGCUGGGGUCUUCACAGCCGGCCCCAAGUUGAAGCAUCCAGUGAACGCCCACCUUCCACACGCACACCCUAGGAGGCUGUGUGCUUGUUCCCACCGUGCCCACAUUGCCCAGUCAGGGUGUGAAGGUCACCACCGGCUCGGGGAGGGUCUGCAGGGCCAGCCGCGGCCCACCUGAGAAACCCGGCCUCAUUACUGUAGCUUCCCCAGCUUCUCGCUCCCAGCUGCAUCCCAGAACCUCAUUAUCCCUCCUUCAUCCCAGCCGGCUUCAGGUGACCAGACGGUGCUCGGAAGUCAGAUCCGCCAUCAAAGAACAGAGCUCGGCCACCCCCAGGGACAGGUGAUAGAGUCAUCUGGAUGGGGAAGAUGCAUUCCAAAGAGGAGCCCCUCAGUUUCUGCGCAUAACCGGGUGGCUCCGAAGGGGGGGUCCCUCGUAGACUGAUAGGCAUUCAGUCUCUGUUUAAAACCUCAUCCUGUGAUUUUUCUUAUUGCAUCAUAUUAGACCCUGUUCCUUCGAAGAAAUUAGGUUCUUCUCUGAAUGAGUCCCCUUGUAAGAUGCAGACACGAAGCCCCUGAUGGUGCAUUUUGUCUAGUUCAGCGGAGGUCCUCGGGGAAGAACUGUGGUUGGAUUUUCAUCUCCUUUGAUUUCCAUUUCAUUCACUUUUUUAUUUCUCUUCACCAUGAGUGAGAAUAGCUAAUAAACAAGCUUUGAGAACACAA
Molecule: messenger RNA, 1831 nt
Organism: Leptonychotes weddellii (Weddell seal)
Lineage: Eukaryota; Metazoa; Chordata; Mammalia; Carnivora; Phocidae
Source: RefSeq, a predicted model, not a curated record